AUGGCUUCAGCUCCUGGAUCCCCAUCACCAAUUCAGCUGCACGGAGCGACUCUUGAAGGUGGAGGCCAAUUAGUCCGUAUCGCCCUUGGUCUCUCCGCUCUCACCAAGAAGCCAAUCGGUAUCGACAACAUUCGUGCAAGACGUUCAGGUGGCGGUGGUCUCAAGGCUCAACACUUGACCAGCGUCCAAUGGCUCGGUGAAGCCUCCAAUGCGCACAUUACAGGUGCAGAACUAAAGAGCAAGGAAAUCACCUUUUCACCAGAUACCGCUUGCGUAAUUAGCACAAUUCUUUCUUCAGGAGAAGUUCGCAUUAAACAGUCUACACCUGGAAGCGUCAACCUCGUUCUACAAGCCAUACUCCCCUAUCUUCUCUUCUCAGGGGCAUCCUCACCACUACGCGUUCAAAUCACAGGAGGAACAAACGUAUCCAACUCGCCCUCAUGUGACUACAUAACCCAAGUCCUGCUACCAACACUAGAGCUCAUUGGUAUACCACACAUCGCCACCAACCUACAUUCAAGAGGCUGGUCCCAGGGCACUUCGAGUCUCGGCAGCGUCACAUACACCGUCACCCCUUUGACCAGCCAGCUACCAUCUUUCCAACUAAUAAAUAGGGGCGAAGUGGAACGAGUAACGGCCACCAUCAUCGCCCCGAGAAACACCGAACGCCACUUCCGUGAAGAAUUGGAUGUGAUGUUCGAGCGUCGCCAGUCCCGCUUCUUCGCAUCCAACGAAGGAGAUGUACAGAUCACAUUCGAAGACUCUCACCAUGAGAAGAGGUACUACCUCCUCUUGGUAGCCACCACAUCCACUGGCAUGAAACUAGGCCGCGACUGGCUGUACGAUCGGGGUGUGCGAGCAGGUCAACAGUCGCAACAAGCCGUUGCCAACAUUGUGAAAACGGUGUCAGAUAAUUUGCUAGCGGAGAUCGAACAUGGUGGUUGCGUGGACGAGUAUCUGCGCGAUCAAUUGGUGGUUUAUCAGGCGCUUGCACGAGGGAAGAGUGAAGUGUAUGGUGGGGAAAGGAUAGAGGGGCUUGUAAAACCGAGUUUGCAUGCGAGGACUGCGCAGUGGGUAGCGGGGGAGAUACUUGGGGUUGAGUUUGAUGAGCGGGGAGGGUGUGAGGGGAUUGGAUUCGUGCCUAGCAGCGAGGAAGAGUUGGUACCGGAAUUGGAUGCACUUCAUGUUGCGGAUACGUAA
This is a messenger RNA of Bipolaris maydis ATCC 48331, 1200 nucleotides long. The record is from RefSeq and is a predicted model, not a curated record. NCBI's taxonomy places the organism in Eukaryota, Fungi, Ascomycota, Dothideomycetes, Pleosporales, Pleosporaceae.